Molecule: messenger RNA, 1047 nt
Organism: Prunus armeniaca (apricot)
Lineage: Eukaryota; Viridiplantae; Streptophyta; Magnoliopsida; Rosales; Rosaceae
Source: the annotation of a GenBank genome assembly
AUGGCACAGAACGGGAAAUUAAGGCCAAAUCUGGACAAGCAGAGCACAAAGCUUCUCAAUCUUACUGUUCUCCAGCGAAUCGACCCAUUUAUCGACGAAAUUCUCAUCACCGCAACUCAUGUCACCUUCUACGAGUUCAACACUGACCUCAGCGAAUGGAGUCGCAAGGACGUCGAAGGAUCUCUCUUUGUCGUCAAGAGGAAUGCUCAACCUCGGUUUCAGUUUAUUGUGAUGAAUCGCCGGAGUACUGAAAAUUUGGUGGAGGAUCUUUUGGGAGAUUUUGAAUUCGAAGUUCAGGUUCCAUAUCUUUUGUAUCGAAAUGCAGCCCGAGAGGUCAAUGGUAUUUGGUUCUACAAUGCAAGUGAAUGUGAAGACGUGGCAAAUCUUUUUAACAGGAUACUUGGUGCAUAUUCCAAGGUGUCAUCGACAAAGAGCGAGUUUGAGGAACUGGAAGCAGUCCCAACUAUAGCUCUUAUGGAUGGUCCUUUGGAGCCAUCAUCAUCAACUGCCUGCAUUGUCACAGAUGUUCCAGAUGAUCCUGCCUUUGUGAACUUCUUUAGUACGGCUACAACUAUCGUGAAUUCUUCAACUACAACAAUUACUGGACAGCCUUACCAGUCUUCUUCGACAAUCUCUCUACCUUCCCAUCCAGUCGGAGUUGUCCCUUCCCCUAUUCCUAGCAUGCAGAUAUCAUCUGCAACUUUAUCCCCUUUCCUUGACAUCCCUGAAUCCCACAGAAACACCAAACUGAUCAAUAAUCUUGUAAAGCCAUCUUCGUUUUUUGUUCCUACUUCCUCUUCACCAACAUCGAUGCCACGUGUCUCUUCAUCGGUGCCUACUGCGCCUCUUCUUCACCCUGCUGUAAGUCUACAACGUCCAUAUGGUGCUGCUUUGUUACAACCUUUUCCACCACCAGCUCCUCCACCAUCUCUCACUCCUGCUUCUUUUCCUAUCCCAAACUGUGGGCCAGUUAACAGAGACAAAGUUCGAAAUGCACUCAUGCUGCUUGUGCAGUUGAGAAGAUCGCAUGUUUGCAUUAAUCUUUAA